This is a messenger RNA of Aegilops tauschii subsp. strangulata, 5472 nucleotides long. RefSeq names its product putative disease resistance RPP13-like protein 1. Gene Ontology annotation, molecular function: DNA binding; ADP binding. The record is from RefSeq and is a predicted model, not a curated record. Lineage: Eukaryota; Viridiplantae; Streptophyta; Magnoliopsida; Poales; Poaceae.
CUCGAUUGGGGGGCUGGCGCAGACCAUUCUGGACGCCCUCUCCGCCGCGCAGCUGCAGGCCUGGAUUCACCAGGCGGGGCUUGGCCAUGACAUGGAGAUGCUGGAGAUGGAGCUGGAGAUAGUGGACAUGGGGUACGCCGCCGUGCGGGAGAGGCUGACCGGCAACAAGGAGCCGCUGGUCAGAUCCCUCGCCCGCCUCAAGGAUCUGCUCUACGACGCCGACGACUUGGUCGACGACCUUGACUUUUACCGCCUCCUUGAUAGGCCCACCGCUGGAGGCUCAUCAGAUUUCAGAAAGGGAAAAGGGGGCUGGUGGCACGGACUAUGCGCCACCAUGAACAUGAUCCACAACUGCGCUCACCAACACAUCACGGUGGCGUGGGACUCGCUCCAGUAGUCAGACACGAGGAUACACCCAUACAAUCUACAUACGCCGACCUGUUCAUCGACUCCCCUACUACAGAUUCGUCAGAUAAUGCUUUGGGUGAGCAGGAAGACAUAUUUGGGGCAGUCCAAGUCCAUGAGAAAUCGACCGGAGAUAUGGAUAUAGUGAGUAGCCAGGUUGGCAAGAGGCGAUUGUCUGCAAUAUCUGAACACUAUGAGCUCGUGGAUCAAGAUGGAAAUGAUUGUCGAGUCAAAUGUAUUCACUGUGGCUCAGAGCCGAUGGUUGGCUGUGGAUUGAGCCAAUCACAAUUGAGGCGCCAUAUAAAGACUGUACAUUAUGAGAAUAAAAAAAGAGCUGCUGAAUUUUCGAAUGACACACAUAAUGCUCUUAGAGAGCAGGAAGACAUAUUUGGUGCAGUGCUAGUCGAUAAGAAAUCAAGGAGAGAUAUAAAUAUACAGAGUAGGCAGGGUGGCAAGAUGCGGUCUCCGGUCUGGAAGCACUUUGUGAUAUCCGAAACUGAUGAAAACAAUAGGCCUGUGAAAGCCAAAUGUGUUCACUGUGACUCAGAGCUGAAUUGUGGACCCAAACAUGGGACAUCAGGUUUGAAACGCCAUAUCCGUAGUGCAGGUUGUACAAAGAAAAAAGAAGCAGCUGACCAGCCACUAACCCCUUCAAGCAGCGCUGAUGGUAUAGAAAAUGUUGAAACAGUUGCCAUUGGUGAUUCACACAGCAGAAAAAGGAUUAGAAUGGAUGAUGAGUCAACAUGCGGGGCCAAACCUGAAACACACCUUUGGAACAAGGCUGGAUUUUUGCAAAGGAUAAAAGAAAUAACUCGCCGGUUACAAGACAUAUCGGGGUUUCUGAGUAAGGUUCUCAAGUUACAUGGUUCAGAUUUUGUUGCAAGCUCAAAUCGCUAUCGAAGUAUAACAUCAGAUCAACACCUAAGAACAUCAAGUGUUGUUCCAAGGAAAGUUUAUGGAAGAGUUACAGAGAAGGACUACAUCAUAAAGUUCAUGACGGAAGACAAACCUGAUGGUUCAUAUGUUCUUCCUAUUGUAGGCAGUGCAGGAGUUGGAAAGACUGCUCUUGCUCAGCUUGUAUACAAUGAUCCAACCAUCGCAGAGCACUUUGAACAAAGGAUAUGGGUUUCAGUGUCUAACAACUUCGAUGAGCUGAGACUCUCUAGAGAGAUCUUAGAUUGUGUCUCUCAGCAAACACAUGCAGGGCUAUGCAGCUUUGCCAAGCUUCAGGAGGUCUUGAAGAUGCAUAUCACAUCAAAGAGGGUUCUGCUUAUUUUGGAUGAUGUUUGGGAUGACUUUAACUUCCGCAGAUGGAGCCAACUAUUAGCUCCUUUGCAGUGUAACACAAAGGGUACUGUGAUUCUUUUGACAACUCAAAAAUUGUCUGUUGCACAAAUUGUUGGUACAGUUGAACCAAUUAAGUUGCGUAGUUUACCAUAUGAUGAUUUUUGGUUAUUAUUUAAAUCAUGUGCAUUUGGUGAUGAGAACUAUGAAAGGAAUCAAAAUCUUAGCAUCAUUGGAUUGCAAAUAGUAAAGAAGUUAAAGGGAAACCCAUUAGCAGCAGCAACAGUAGGGAAACUAUUACGAAGGAGCCUUACUAUUGAUCAUUGGUAUAACAUUCUGAAGAACGAAGAUUGGAAAUCUGUGCAACUCAGUGGAGGUAUAAUGUCUGCUCUGAAGCUUAGCUAUGAUCAGCUACCCUACAAUUUACAACAAUGCUUCUCAUUUUGUUCUUUAUUCCCCGAGAAAUAUCAGUUCCUUGAUGAGGAGCUGGUCCAAAUUUGGAUUGCACAGGGAUUUGUGAAGUGUGAUAAUUCAAGUAAGACACUUGAGGAGAAAGGAUUUGACUAUCUAGCUGAUCUUGUGAACUUGGGCUUCUUUCAGCAAGUUGAAAGAGAAGAGACCGAUCCAAACAGUCAACCUUGCUACAUUAUGUGUGAUCUUAUGCAUGAUCUUGCUAGGGAAGUCUCAAGAACUGAGUUUGCAACUAUAGAUGGCGUGCAGUACUGUGAGAUGCUGCCAACUAUACGCCAUUUGUCAAUAGUAAGUGAUUCUGGAUAUAACACAGAUCAGCAUGAAAACAUACCCCGCAGUAAGAAGCUUGAGAAGAAAAUGCUCGCUGGAUGUACAUCGCUGAGGAAAUUGAGGACAUUGGUAUUCAUUGCGCAUUAUGACAUGUUCUUCUACAAAUUAUUUCAAGAUAUAUUACGACAGGCACAUAAUUUGCGCCUGCUGCAAAUUUCUGCAGCAUCUGCUGGUUUAAAUCCUUUACUGUGCAGUUCGGUGAAUUUCACCCAUCUUCGCUACUUAAAAGUUGAAGCUGCUGAUGGGCUUGGGGCUCUGCCUCAAAUUUUGAGCAAGUUUUGCCAUCUUCAAGUAUUACAUGUUGGCUCAUGUACUAAACCUACUAUACCUGUCAGGAUCGACCAUAUUGUUGGCUUGCGGCAUCUUGUUACAGAAGAGGGGGCAUACUCUUCCAUUGCUAACAUUGGUAACCUGACAUCUCUUCAGGAGCUACCCAAUUUUGUGGUUCAAAAUUCCAGUGGCUUUGAGAUAACACAACUCCAGUCCAUGAAAGAACUUGUACGACUUGGGGUCUCUCAUCUUGAAAAUGUUAAAACUCGGGAGGAGGCUUAUGGGGCAGGAUUAAGAGAGAAACACCACUUGAAAGAGCUGCACUUGUCUUGGGAAGUUGCCUUGUCAGAUGAUGAAUAUCGUAGGGACAUGAGCUCCUGUACGGAUCAGUUGUCAGCAGAGGUUAUUGAGGGCUUUGAACCACACAAUAACCUAAAGCAUCUGUGGAUAUCUGGCUACAAUGGAAAUCUCUCCCCAAGUUGGCUUGCCAACAGUAUCUCUUUGCAGACUCUUCAUAUAGAGGGUUGUGGAAAAUUGGAAAUACUUCCAUCUUUUGAGCAGCUUCCGUUCCUUAGAAAGUUGAAGUUGACGGAAAUGCCAAGUAUGACAGAAGUAUCAAUUCCUUCGUUGGAGGAACUGGUAUUAAUUCAAAUGCCAAAGUUGGAGCGGUUUUCCUGCAUUUCCACUAAGGACUUGAACUCAAAUUUAAGGGUUCUGAAGAUUCAGAGAUGUCCUGCAAUGAAUAUCUUUCCUCUAUUUCAGAGCUCCCAGAAAUUUAAAAUCGAGCAGAAGUCAUGGUUGCCCAGUCUGAGGGAACUCACUAUCCAUGGAUGUCCUAAUUUACUUGUGUCACAUCCCCUUCCUCCAUCAACUACCAUUUCUAAAUUAUCCAUCGUCGACGUUCCAACACUCCCAAGGAUAGAGAUAUCACCUGGUGACACGUUAACAAUUGGAUCCAGAAGUGAGGGCUAUGAUAAUUUUGAUCCUUCUUCUGAUGUGAUGACUAUACUGGAUUGCAAAAUUUUGGCAUUCCACAACCUGAGGGGCCUCAGAUACUUGCGUAUAGAUGGUUGCCAGAAUCUGGUGUCUAUUUCUUUCACAGGAUUAGGGGAACUUAUUUCUUUAAGGAGUUUGGAAAUAUGUAGCUGUCGAAAGCUUUUCUCGUCAAAUGUUAUACCAGAGCAUACCCGUGAAGAUGUGACAGCUGCAAAGUGUAAUUCCCUCCCAUCUCUAGUCACUCUCAGAAUUAAGUGUUGUGGAAUAGCAGGAAAGUGGUUAUCUUUGAUGCUGGGUUAUAUGCAGGCCCUAGAGGAAUUGUUUUUAGAGGACUGCCCGGGGAUAACUCAGUUAGCAGAAGAGGAAGAAAACAUUCAAUCUUAUGGUUUCUCAUCAUCAGGAGAUCCAGAUGACACAUUGCUGACAAGCUCAGCUCAAGAUGGAAUCUUUUGCCUUUCACUAAAUCUUAUGUCCUCUCUGAAGAAGAUAUCGAUUCGUGAAUUCCCACACCAAGUAUUUUGCAGGAAAAAUGAAGACUUGUCUAGAUUUACCUGCCUUGAGAAGCUAACAAUUUGGGGAUGCCCCAGGCUGCUCUCAUCUCUGGUGGAUAAAUAUGAAAAUGAUGAUCAGAUGAAUGGAAGAUGGCUCCUGCCGAAAUCACUUGAAGAACUCGAGAUCCGUGGCGAUUCACCAGGCAUGCUGCAGCCCUGUUUUCUGGGCAAUCUAACCUGCCUCAAAAAACUACAAGUGUGGUUCAGCCCAAGUCUGAGAUCUCUACAGCUGCAUAACUGCACGACACUGGAAGAGUUGGUAAUUGGAAACUGUGGAUCACUUGCUGCGGUAGAAGGCUUGCAAUUACUUGGCAGCCUCAAGUAUUUCAAAGUAUUCAGAUCCCCUGGCGUGAUUCCAUGUCUGGAGAAUCUGUCAAGGCAGGGCUAUGCUCUAUUCCCUGGACUAGAAAGGCUUGUGUUCGAUGGCCCCUCUGUCUUUAUCAUGUCAGUUUGCAAGCAACUCACCUCCCUCCAAUACCUACAACUUGAAAAUUGGGAGUUUGUAACGAGACUAACAGAAGAGCAAGAGAGAGGGCUUCAGCUCCUGAAAUCCUUGCAGGAGCUGGAAUUCUGGGAUUGCAGUUAUGAUCUCAAAUACCUCCCCGCGGCGUUGCACAGCCUUCCUUCACUCAAGAGAUUGAAGAUCAGUGGUUGUUUGGGAAUCUCGAGGCUGCCGGAACAGGGCCUUCCACUCUCGCUGAAGCAACUGGAUAUCAGCAAUUGCAGCAAGGUGUUCAAUGAUCACUGCAAGUCUCUAGAAACAGGGAACGUAAAGGUCAACAUUGUUGGAAAUACACAAACUGCUUAAUGAUUGGCGUGUCAAGGACAUAUCCUACCAGUGUUUUCUAAGGGAUGGACCUGGACCGGCUUCACGAUGAGGCAACCCCUCUGGUUCCCUGGAUCACAAGUUUAUGCUUGCAGACCGUAGCCUAAAUCAUACUCAUAUUCCCUUCAUCCCGAAUUACUUGUCGCAGAACUCCCUCCGACCCGAAUUACUUGUCGCAGAAAUGGAUGUACUGCGACAAGUAAUUCGGGACGGAGGGAGUAUGUUUCUCGUCUCUCCUUCUCUCCUUCGGAAGAAUCUGGCAUGUAAAUUAAUUAGUGUGUGCUUAAAUAAAGACCCUGUGAAAUUAGCUUUGCGGAUGAAGUUAGUGAUUUUGUUGCA